This is a messenger RNA of Parasteatoda tepidariorum (common house spider), 1273 nucleotides long. RefSeq lists its product as uncharacterized. NCBI's taxonomy places the organism in Eukaryota, Metazoa, Arthropoda, Arachnida, Araneae, Theridiidae. The record is from RefSeq and is a predicted model, not a curated record. Gene Ontology annotation, biological process: SCF-dependent proteasomal ubiquitin-dependent protein catabolic process. Gene Ontology annotation, cellular component: SCF ubiquitin ligase complex. Gene Ontology annotation, molecular function: protein binding.
AUUUUGUAGUUUCGGCAUUGCAGAAUAAUCGACGUUUUUAAAAGGGUCUUUUCAAAACUUGACUUUUCAUCUUUUAUAAGAUGUCCAUUUGUUUCUAGGACUGAUCACAUAGAGAAUUUUGAAAGGACUGGUACUGGAACUUUAAGUGAUUUCAGUUUGAGGAAAAAUCCAAAUGUGACUGAUGAAGAUAUUCAAGCCUAUCUUAAUGUGACAAACAAUAUCACCAAAUUGGAUUUGUAUGGCUGCAAGAACCUUACUGAUAAAUCAUGUGAAAAGCUUGUAAUCUCGUGUUCAUCUUUAGUUAAAUUAGAUAUUGGAUCUUGUCAGUUUACUGACAAAUCUUUGAAGGCCAUUAGCAAGUACUGUGGUAAUCUUGAAUACAUCAACAUUUCCUGGAAUGACAAAAUUACUGAUGAUGGAGUUGCUGCUUUAGCUCAAGGUUGUCGAAUUUUGGAGACUUUCAUGUGCAAGGGCUGCUCUGUAAUUUCAGAUGCAGCUCUUCAAAAUUUGGCCUUUCUCUGCCCAUAUAUAAAAGUCAUCAACUUGGGGUUUAUGGAUAUAACAGAUGAAACUGUGACUUGUAUAAGUAAUAACUGUAUUCUUCUGCAACAUUUAUGCUUAGAAAACUGCAGAAACCUGACAGAUUCAUCUUUGUUUGCACUGGCAAAACGUUGCAAGAAUUUGAAGAUACUGGAAGUUGCUCGCUGUUCUAAAUUCACAGAUGAUGGAUUUGAGGCUCUUGCAGCUAAUUGCCCCUUUCUUGAAAAAAUGGAUUUGGAAGAUUGUGUUUUGAUAACUGAUAAAACUCUGAAUUGUCUUGCUACUGGUUGUCCAAGAUUACAAGUACUGUCCCUUUCUAGCUGUAAGUUGAUUACAGAUGAAGGUGUCAAUCAUCUCAGUCAAGGAGCUUGUGCUAUAUCAUCUUUGACUAUGCUUGCACUUGACAACCUACCAUUUUUGACAGACCAGUGCAUUGAUUAUCUACUUUGCAUGAAGAAACUGGAAAAAGUAGAACUGUUUGAUUGUGGGCUGAUUACUACAAAUGGAAUGGCCAAACUUGAUAACCAUCCAUCUCAAAAGUUGAAAAUACACGCUUUCUACAAACCUAUACCAAAAAACAAUUUCAAUAGUUGGUGUUUCCUCUACUCUGACGUCAUCAUGGUUGUUAUCUUUGUACUGAUAUUAAUAUCAUGUUUAAUUCUGGUCACUUUAACAUACGGUUAUUUCACUUUUUUCAAUUAUUUUUCAAGAUAAAUUUCUUUCUUUUAUUGCU